UUGCCACUCGCCGAGACAGGCCGCCAUCGCCGUCACAACCCCCGCUAUAUCAACCCCCCAUGAUGAUGCAUGACAACACAGACCGGAAGAGGAAGCGAGGAGCGCUGGAAGACAUCAGUAACACACACAAGUCGUCGAAUGUGGUGCCGUCGACGCGCAUGACCACCCGGCUGAACCUGAAAGCGGCAGCCGCCCAACAGUUGACGCAGUCACAAACGUCCGUGUCCGAAACUCAAUCGACAUCGCCGAGUCAAGAGGACGUUGAUGCACCUGUCGUGAUCUCGGCGAAGAAGCGAAAAGCGAGCCAGGACGUCGUUCUCACCACCGCUACCUCAGGCACAGGACUUGUUCAUCGGAGAUCAUCAUUAUCCGCAAGACGGGUGUCGCUGGAGUCUCAGACACAGGAACAGCGAGAGCGACAGCGGAUGUUCGAUGUUCGCAUGAGUUCGUUGAGCUCGGAAUUCGAUUUGGAUGUGUAUGUCGAUCAAGUCCGUAUGAUCGACUCCAAGGAGAACGACGCGAUAGCCCGCGAAGUAGACAUGUUUCACCGUAGCCACGAACACAAGUACCGCGUCCAAUCAGAUUACCUAACCGAAGUCAAAGAUGGGGUCAAGAGCGAUAUCAAUUGCCGCAUGCGGGGCAUCCUCGUGGACUGGCUGGUGGAGGUCGGCGAAGAGUACAAGCUCGUGCCGCACACGUUGCACUUGGCGAUUCAUCUUGUCGACCGAUGUUUGUCCACGAUGAGAUUGGCCCGCGGGAAGCUGCAGCUCCUCGGAUGCGCGUGCAUGAUUCUCGCAUGCAAGUACGAAGAAGUCGUCGCACCCAGCAUCGAAGACUUUGUGUACAUCAGCGACCACACGUACACCAACGACGAAAUGCUGGCGAUGGAAACCACCGUGCUGGAAGCGUUAGAGUACAAGCUCAGCGGAACCAACGUCUACCACUUCCUCGAGCGGUUUAUCCUGGCCGGAUGUACGACAGAAGUCCAACAACACUUCGCACAUUACUUGACUGAACUUGCUGUCGUCGACUAUUCCAUCACGAUAUCGUACCCACCGUCCAUUUUGGCAGCGGCAGUCGUGUACAUGACUCGCCUCGUGACCGACGAAAAAUGUCCAUGGGUAUAUUGUUGUCAUCUCCAUACACUCGUUGCUCUAACAACCAGUGGUUAGACGCCAACGUUGCACUAUUACACGAAGUACAACGCCGUGCAAGUCGUGGAUUGCGUGGCGCAUCUGUACAAGAUCCACGACGCCGAGUACCAAGUGUCGCUGACCGACCCAGAGAAAACACGAGCUGUCACGGACAAGUACUCGACGCGAUCGCAUGUGCGCGUGGGCAAGUUGGCGCCCGUGGCCCCACCUUCGUCCAUGUCGUCGUAACCGUGGAUCAUCAUCCCCAGGUCGUUGUUCGUCACGCCGGCGGCCUUGGAGUGUCGGCGCCAUAGUCACGGAAAGCCAAGCGGUCGGAUAUUUUAAUGCUUUCAACUCUGGUUGAACCCUCGAUAUCUGAUAUAUGCAGUCUGUGUCCCCCGCUCAAAAACUGCAAGACUUUAUAUGUUG
Aphanomyces astaci is the source of this 1562-nucleotide messenger RNA. RefSeq lists its product as hypothetical. The coding region runs from base 60 to 1172 and encodes 370 amino acids. Gene Ontology annotation, biological process: mitotic cell cycle phase transition; regulation of cyclin-dependent protein serine/threonine kinase activity. Lineage: Eukaryota; Oomycota; Saprolegniomycetes; Saprolegniales; Verrucalvaceae. Gene Ontology annotation, cellular component: nucleus; cytoplasm; cyclin-dependent protein kinase holoenzyme complex. Gene Ontology annotation, molecular function: cyclin-dependent protein serine/threonine kinase regulator activity. The transcript is spliced from 3 exons. The record is from RefSeq and is a predicted model, not a curated record.